UGAGUUAACAGGUUUCGCAUGGAACUGUCCCUUUAAACCUCAUCAGCAAACAUGCCACACACCCCCACCCCCUUGUGAAUGAAGAAAAAAAGGACAUAGACCAUGCAUUGUUUUACGAUAGCCCUUGGAAGGACAACCCUGGGAACGGAAAGCAGGGUUCACAUGUUGAAGUAUAAGCAGCAAAGCGAACCAGUCCGAAGUUCUGUCUGUCUGUGUAUAGCUGACUUAUUUGGGGUUGCUGACGAGUUGAAGCACCAUGGCUCACCGUCUGUUUGAGGAGAAGGAGCAUGCUGCCUCCUACUGGAAAUAUAGAGUUUCUCCUUCAGCUCAGCUCAUAGACAAGGUGCUGGUCUUCCUGGAGAAGAAGAAGGGCCUUCCUUUUGAACUCGCAGUAGAUGUUGGCUGUGGGUCUGGACAGGGAACUGUGCUGCUGGCCAAUCACUUCUCAACAGUGGUGGGGACUGACAUUAGCCCUGCCCAAUUAGAGGUAGCCAUGGAGCAUGCCACUGCCCAGAACAUCACCUACAGACACUGUCCAGCUGAGAACCUGCCAUUUGGGGACAGUUCUGCGGAUCUGUUGACAGCCAUGUCUGCUUUUCACUGGUUUGAUCGACCACGCUUCCUACAGGAGGCCAACAGGGUCCUAAAGCCAAGAGGUUGUCUGGCCCUGAUCAACUACACUAUGGACAUGGAACUGAGCCAUGCAGACUGCUGCCCCAACUCUCUCAAUGAUGUCUGCAAAGAGUUUUAUGCAGCCCUGCAGCCCUAUCGUAAUCCUCACCUUGGCCCAAGCUCUGUGGAGCUCUACAGACAGACCUACGAGGCCCUUUCCUACACGGAGAAGGAAUGGCAGGAGUGUGUGUGGGUUAGGAGGUCUGUGCCUGUGUCCAGCUACAUAGGUAUGGUGGAGUCCUUCUCCAGCUACCAGGCUCUGCUGCAGAAGGACCCAGAGGAGGCCAGGAGACUGUCCAGCCACAUCACACACAGGUUGUUAACAGUAAUGGGUGUGACUUCAUCAGAAACAGAAGUGAUAGUUGGGGUUCGAUAUUUCUACCUACUUGCCUGCAAACCUGGGAAUGAAUGAGCACCAAGCCUGACUCCAGUUCACCUGGGUCCUGCCAAGCAGCACUUACUGGAUCUCUCCAGGGGAACCUUUGUGUGCCCAGUCCUGAUACAAAAAUGAUAUAAAACAAAAUCCUGAAUCUUUUCCAAUCUCUCAUAGGCUGUAUUUCAUCUAACACGCACACACACACACACACGCACUCACACACACACACACACACAUUGGGGUUGACUGAGCAGCUGCAAGCAUUUCCUCUGUUGUUUUCCACCCCAUUUCACAAGUUGAUUCCAGAGUAAUGAGCCAUGGUGUAUUUUCAAUAGCCUGAAGAGGGCAGGGAGUUGAGCAGGAUCUGUGGAGCUUAGUCCUUGGUUCAUUCCACUGUGCUGAAGUGAAGGGGAGGAUGAUGGCAUAACCACAGUACAAGGCCAGACUGAGGAACGCUCCCCUCUAUUGACUCCUUUCCACGUCUUUGAUCAAUAAUGUUCCAUGGCUGCACAGCAAUGCAUGGUCAAUUUGGUCAUGCUAGAGUUACAAGAUAAAUUGACUCGCUUGGAUUCUAUGAUGCUCAUCAAGAUGUGAAAUGAUCAUGAUGUGUUGAUGAUGUAUUACUGGAAGAAUUCAUAAAUGUGAUCAAUAUAACUGUAUAGCAUCUGACCAAGUAUGACGCUUACAUGAUUCUCUGCAGUUUCACCGGGAUAUACAGUAUGUUGGAAAAGACUGCUUAAAAUAAGCCAUUGAACAUUAUCACAAAGCUUUAACACUGACAAAAGUCAACAAUAGUGAUGAUGAAUAAUACAAAAUCUAUUGUGUUUUAAAUGUUGCUUGUGGAAAAGGGAGUUAAUGCUGCAAUGAACACUUGUAUCCAAUUAAGUGUCAAUGGACAAGUGAUGGAUCACAAGUUUGGUCAAACUGUUGAGAUAGAUUGGGAAACUAAAUGACCUCAUUUGUCACUUAGAUAGAAGGAUAUUGAUUUUGAGGGAAAAGUAAGGUUCCCAAGGUCUAUAGAUUACUAUAUACCAUUUGGUCUGUUGAUAAACUGUUCUUUUUAAAGCAUAUCCUAAAUU
This is a messenger RNA of Osmerus eperlanus (European smelt), 2127 nucleotides long. RefSeq names its product putative methyltransferase DDB_G0268948. The record is from RefSeq and is a predicted model, not a curated record. Gene Ontology annotation, molecular function: S-adenosylmethionine-dependent methyltransferase activity. The transcript has 6 exons. Lineage: Eukaryota; Metazoa; Chordata; Actinopteri; Osmeriformes; Osmeridae. The coding region runs from base 257 to 1084 and encodes 275 amino acids.